Molecule: messenger RNA, 2430 nt
Organism: Armigeres subalbatus
Lineage: Eukaryota; Metazoa; Arthropoda; Insecta; Diptera; Culicidae
Exons: 1
Coding region: 1-2430 (809 amino acids)
Molecular function (GO): nucleic acid binding; zinc ion binding
Source: RefSeq, a predicted model, not a curated record
AUGAAGAGAUCGUCGUUACGCAAAAAUACUCUCCAUCACAAAACGCUUUUGCGACGAAGAAACAAUGUGCUUGGAUCAGCCAGGCUAAUCCAGCAGUUCGAUGAACAAUAUGAUCCUGAAACUCAACAAAAUCAAGUGUCAUUAAGAAUCACUCGUCUCGAUGAGCUGUGGAAGACGUUCGAAAGUGUGCAAGACGAGAUCGAAGUGAUCGAAGACGAACAAGAAGAGUUCGCGGAGUCACGGCAAGAAUUCCAUGAUCUAUAUUUCGCGUUGAAAGCUUCGUUGAACGGUAAACUACCUCGAAAUGACCCUAUACCAGUGAAUCAAGUACCGCAAAUAGUCGCGCCGCCGGUUCAUCAAGUGAUGUCCGUUAAACUUCCGGAGCUGAAGAUGCCAGAAUUUGAUGGCCAACCGGACCAGUGGAUCGAGUUUCGCGAUUUGUUUAAAUCCGUGAUUCAUACGAAUCAACACCUGUCUGCAGUUCAAAAACUGCAUUAUCUACGCAGCAGUUUGAAGGGUGACGCGUCUCGACUCAUUUCGUCAAUUGCUAUCACCGCGGACAAUUAUCACCUCGCGUGGAAAAUCAUUUGUGAUCGCUAUGAGAACACAAGCUGUUUAGUGAAACAGCACAUGUCCGCUCUUUUCCGUGUUCCCGCUGUUCGGAAAGGGUCAGCUUCUACCUUGUCUGAAUUGGCGGACGAGUUUAAUCGCCAUGUUGGAAUACUCGAUAAGCUCGAAGAGGAAAAUGCCCACUGGAACUCUUGUCUAGUGGAACGAUUGAGCAGCCUACUUGAUGAGAAAUCUCUGCUCGAGUGGGAAACCCAGUGUAAGGAAGAAGAAACUCCACAGUAUACUGAACUACUGGAGUUUAUUCGAAAAAGAUCGCGGACUCUACAAAAGUGCAAUACAGUGUGUGUUAGUUCACCUGCUUAUACUCAAGCGAAACCGGCAAAGUCCAAAACCACCUCUUCUCACGUUGCCUCCGAAAAUGUAGUGAAGUGUCCGAGUUGCAAACAAGCUCACCCUUUGAUUCAGUGUGAGGCGUUUAGCAAGCUGAGCCCAAACAAUAGACUCGAUUUCGUUAAAAGGCAUCGUUUGUGUAUAAACUGUUUAAGAGGUGGGCACUUGGCUAGGGAUUGCCGUAGUAGUCUGUGUCGUAUGUGUGGGAAAAAGCAUCACAGCAUGCUACAUCUACCAAUGCCGGCGUCGACUUCAGCAGUCGCCGCAACUCAAAAUGAAGAACAAUCAUCAAACACUUCCCAAUCCUGCACAGUUGUUUGUUCUACACCAACCACUACAUCUCAAACGGAGAUUUCGUAUUCGGUCGCAAAGGCAUCACCGGUGGUGCUCACGCGUACAUUACCCCAGGCUGCUGCGCCAGUUUCGCAAAACGUAGCGUCGCCUCUCGUCGUUGUCGAUAGCCCCCCUCCUCCGUCGCCGGUUGUUUCGAAUUAUCGUAUCGAUCCUGAACCCCCAUACUGCCCCCAGCAACCUGCUGCCUCGCUAACGCAAGCGAACAAUACAUUCGAGAGCAUUGUGUUUCUAUCAACAGCCAUCGUUAGAGUUCGGGAUGUCAACAACGUAUUUCACUAUGCACGAGCUCUUUUGGACAGCGGUUCCCAAUCGAAUUUUGUAUCCGAAUCACUGUGUCAAAAAUUAGACCUGAAGCGAACCCGAAUAAAUCUUCCGGUCAGCGGUAUCGGACAAGCAACGGUAAACGUUCACCACAAGGUAAAUAUGUCUCUUUCGUCACGAUUUGGAGGAUUUGAACAACAGAUAGACUGCUUGGUUCUUCCGAAAUUGACAAUUAGUCUCCCUAGUCGUAGCAUCGAUAUUACUCGUUGGACCAUUCCUCGCAAUCUUCCAUUAGCGGAUCCGAGAUUCAACAUUUCCCAUGGAGUCGACCUCAUUAUAGGGGCGGAGAUGUUCUACGCUCUUCUCGAAUCUCAGAGAUUAACCCUUGGUGAAGGGUAUCCUGUUCUACAAAAAACGGUAUUAGGAUAUGUGGUCUCUGGAAAGGCCAACUCACAGGAGCUGGAAACUGUGGUGUGUCAUGUGGCUACAGAUCAAGAUCUCAAUGCUCAGCUGGAGAAAAUGUGGGAAGUCGAUGAUUUCGACAUUGGACGUGCUUUAACACAAGAGGAGCAAUAUGUUGAAGAUCAUUUUACUCGCACAGUAUCCCGUGACAACAGUGGACGUUACGUGUUACGAUUACCGCUCAGAGAAUCUCGAAUCCCACUCCUUGGCGAUUCCUACAGGUCGGCUGUAAAUCGUUUCUCAAUGAUGGAGAGGCGUUUCGCCAAGGACAACGAUCUACGUGUGGAGUAUACGCAGUUCAUGGAAGAAUAUAUCAAGCUGGGGCAUAUGGAAGAGUGUUCACGCGUCGCGGGCCGCAGUUUUUCUUCCGCACCACGCAGUUCGUCGGCCUGA